Molecule: messenger RNA, 1913 nt
Organism: Somion occarium
Lineage: Eukaryota; Fungi; Basidiomycota; Agaricomycetes; Polyporales; Cerrenaceae
Source: the annotation of a GenBank genome assembly
GCGGUGGCACAGGCCUUGUUCAGUGCACUCAGUUCAGUGGUCUCGGAGGCUCUCAUUCUCUCAGGGUGUUCUCAGCUGUCAAUGCGUUCUCGGUCUCUCAGGGUGUCUCAAUUACAGUUACAAUUUGAAUCUAUAGAGCUGAAUUGCAAAGCGAGUGCCAAAGACGGUGACAGGUCGCUACAGGCAGGUACACGUAAAUAGGGAGCAGGAGAAGAGAUGGCGGAGGGAUGCCGUACAGGGGAGGCGGACAUUGUGGGGAAGAGGCGAGGGAGGUGCCACCAAGCUGGCACUGGCAGUCGGAUGCCAGUCGGAUGCCAGUCCAGCCGUCGAGCUGCUCUCCUCAGGCUGUCACCGCCCAGUGGGUGCCGGAGUGCCGGGCGGAAGUUGAAGAUUACAAAGCCCGCGUUACGUCAAAGGAAGCGGGCGUGCAGGGUUUAUAUUGGGGCUCCGCGCUGGGCAGACUUUGUUUUCUUCGUCUCCCGCCCCGCCCGCCACUUUGAGUCGGAGCACGCCUCCCCAGCCAGCUCAGCGAACGUCGGCACCGCUUCACAUAGUGAGUGUGACCUCUUCCUCAUCGUCGAUCACGUUGACCUCGCCUCUCAUGCAGCCCUCCCGCCCCCCGCCCCUCUCCCGCCCUACACCCCCUCCUCCUGCCAUACUAGUUUGCCUUGCUUCUCGGCACGUGUGCGAACGUCCUAGUCAGCUGCCACUCCAGAGUCGAUCACAACCUUCCCCAUCCCGACUUCAUGGCGGACGCCAACCCCGAUAGCGACGGGCAGCAGCAGCAACCCGCCGCGACUCCACCGCCGCCGUCCUCCGAUACGAUCACUCCUUCGAUGACCGUUCACCCCGUCAACUCUGGCGGAGGCGUCACCACGACUUUCAGUGGCAUGCCGAUGCACAUGUAUCCCUUCCCACCGGGUAUGGUCAACAACAAUGCUCCUCGUACCAAGCGCAGGCAGGUCAAGAACGCCUGCACCAACUGCCAGAAGGCCUGCAAGAAGUGCGACGAUGCUCGCCCUUGCCUCCGCUGCGUCAAGUACGGCAUAGCGGAGGAGUGCAUUGACUCCCAGCGUAAGGAACGCCAGAAAGGGAUCAAGCGAGGGCCUUACAAGAAGCGCGAUGGAAAAUCCAACACUGUCGAGCAGCAGCUCGACGUGUCGGUGCAGCCGGCUCCGAACCAGUUGCCGGCUGCUUCAACUGCGGCUCCCGCUGGGGUACCUCAAGCAAUGCCCUACAUGCCCUUCCCCGGCUUCAUGCAGUACCCAGCCGGGAUGGCUCCUGCUAACAUGAAGCCUGGUGAGAUGCCCUUUAUCAUGCCGCAGAUUGUCUUCGCGCCCCUUCCGGGUCCUAUGCAAGACGGUGAGACCACUGCGUACCCGCAGGCUCAGUUCUUGCCGAUCGCUUUUGCAGGAUACCCUCAUUAUCCCCCUCCUCUCAUGCUCCCUCAACCUGCUCAUGGGAGGCCCGACGGGCAGAUGAUGAUGAUGCCGCCCUAUGGGUAUCAGCAGCAAUACAUGAAGAGUCCGACGCGCGAGAUGUCCAACGAGGUGGGUCCUCAGGGUAUGGAUCCCAGUUCCCCUCGUCGCGACCCUCGUAUGGACCACGGUCGCAUGACCGAGGGCAUGUCUGGCUCUCACCUCAACGGCGGUGGCAGGGACUAAUCGCAUCAAUUCUGGAUAACCCGUGUAUCAUCAACUCGAACAUAACUUCUCCCUAUAGUUCUCUCUGGUGCGAUCUCUUUGCUGUGUACGAUAGUGUUGGAUGCUGUCUAUGCCCUCCCUUUUGCCUGUCUCCAUAUAUUCCCCCCUUCUUGUUUUCGUCUCGCGUUUCGUCAUUGUUGUUGUGUCUGUACUAUCAUCUCUGGACUUGAAUAUCAGUUGUGUGCUCUGUUGUCUGUUACCCUUACUUCG